ACAGCAGCAGUUGAAAUAAGUGCGAAAGCUAAAGUAAAGUCAAAACCAGUGCAAUACCAAGCGACUGGCCGAUCGGAGCUGUCCGCCGUCAGGUUUACCAGCAAAUAAAGGAAAAUAAACCACUUCAAGAUGCAGAUCAAGGCAGCGCUGAUGCAGACGCUGCUGUUACUUCUGAUGCUUUCGCCUUCGGCGCUGCAAGCGGCAGUGGUGCCCCUCGAGCUGGACGAGACGAGCAAUGCCAUCGGAAUGGAUACAAAGGAGAUUGGCUAUCUGGAGCUGCAGUCGAAUGGCACUUUGAUCUUGGAGCAUCCACAGAAUCAGAGUGGCGGCGAUAUACAGAAUUUUCUGCUAUUACGCAGCGUGUUGCAAGCACUGAAGCUGCACUCAAACCAGGAGCACGCGAAGCUCAACAUCAAGAUGUACGGCGAUGGUGUGGAGCACAAGUUUCCGCCGCUGCUGGAGAGGAUAAUACAACGCAUACAAACCUUUUUCUCCAUCUAUCGCCAUACGGACACGAGUCAUCCCGUGCGCAAAGAUGAGGUAACCACUGUGGCGCCUCAAAUUGUGGCAAGUACGGUGAAGGCAAUAAAGCCACAGACAAAACCAACAAAACCAACGACAACGACAAAAAGAACUACAACAACAACAACAACCACAAUCCUGCCACGAAAAGAUGUUUGGAUAACUGUGGGCGAGGACGAGUGAUUGACAUACAUACAGAAAUAUAUUUAUAUAUACACAUACAUAUACAUCUAAGAGUUAUUAUAUUUAUUUAUUUUUGUAUUUAUAUAUUCUGUCAAUAAACCACUCAGCUCCACGACUAUCGUUGUAACUGUAACGUGAGAGAGGCGCCCACACUUUGCCCAUAGCUCAUGGCUGGGCACGUCUCUAAGCGCACUUAGUAUGCGUCGCGCAAGCAGCAUGGAGCGCGAUUUAUGCUUAGCUCUGUGUAUGUGUAGGUGUGUGUAUGUGAGUUUGUAAUAUGUGCGAUAUUUUUAUGUUCAGUGGGAAUUACGGGUACGCGUUUAGCCCAUCUUGGCCAGUUGCACAAUUAUAGACGAUAUACAUA
Molecule: messenger RNA, 1069 nt
Organism: Drosophila mojavensis
Lineage: Eukaryota; Metazoa; Arthropoda; Insecta; Diptera; Drosophilidae
Exons: 1
Coding region: 130-705 (191 amino acids)
Source: RefSeq, a predicted model, not a curated record